GCCAGGCGGAUGCCGGGGAAGGAUCCGUGUCAGAAGCAAGCUUGCGCUAUACAGAAGUGCUUACAAGCCAACAACUACAUUGAAGGUCGGUGUGAAGAUGUGAUCCGGGCGAUGAGAAAAUGUUGUGAGGUUCAUACCGGAAAGAAUUCCGUGUGCUGCUCCGGAUUUACACAAGAACACAAAACCACAGAGGACAAAACAGACCGAACACUUCUUACAAAAUAAUGUCACUUAUUUAAGACGUGCGUGCUUAUACCUGCACGAUAAGGCCAAAAGUUUGUGGACGUCUGACCAUCACACCCAUAUGUGGUUCUUCUCCAAACUGUUGGAAGCACGCAAUUGUUUAGAACGUCUCUGUAUGCUGUAGUGCGAGCUCCAUGAAGACACGGUGUGUGAAGGUUGGAAGAAGGUCGAAGAACUCGAGUGUCCUGCACAGAACCCUGACCUCGACACCUUUGGGAUGAACUGGAACUGGAGUCUCCUUACAUCAACAUCAGCGCCUGACCUCGACCUCACUAACGCUCCUGUAGCUGAAUGAACACGAAUCUCCACGGCCACGCCCCAAAAUCUAGUGCAAAGCCUUCCCAGAAGACUGGAGCGCAUUAUAACGGGAAACACAGAGGGAAUCAAUCUGGAAUGAGACGUUCACAAGAACAUAUGGGUGUGAUGUUCAGGGGUGCACAUACUUUUGGCCAUAUAGUGUAUAAACAGUGAUGUGUGGAAGUUUGAUUGCUUCAAAGAAGUCACUUAACAUUUGUUCUAAAAAUGUGCCUCAAUGUUGAUUAAAGGAAAAAUGAAAGACA
Messenger RNA from Ictalurus punctatus (channel catfish), 803 nucleotides. RefSeq names its product C-x(9)-C motif containing 4 homolog (S. cerevisiae) (gene cmc4). The record is from RefSeq and is marked provisional. Gene Ontology annotation, cellular component: mitochondrial intermembrane space. Lineage: Eukaryota; Metazoa; Chordata; Actinopteri; Siluriformes; Ictaluridae.